GUUCUCUCGGCCGCUCUCUUGCCACUCUCUGCAGGAGAUGAGGCUGCUGCAGUCCCAAACCGGGGGUGACGUGAGCGUGGAGGUCAACGCCGCUCCGGGACCAGACCUGACCAAGAUCCUCAAUGACCUGAGAAACGAAUACGAGGAGAUCAUCGACAAGAACCGCCGAGAGGUUGAGCAGUGGUACGAGGUCAAGAUCGAAGAAGUCAACCGGCAGGUCACGUCCAGCACGCAGGACAUCCAGACCAGCAGCCACCAGCUCACCGAGCUGAGGCGCGAGAUGCAGAACCUGGAGAUCGAGCUGCAGGCGCAGCUCAGCACGAAAAGCUCCCUGGAAAACUCCUUGGCAGAAACCGACGCUCGCUACGGCUGCCUGCUGCAGCAGCUCCAAGGGCAGAUUAACUCUGUCGAGGAGGAGCUGGCCAGUCUCCGCUGCGAGAUGGAGACUCAGAACCAAGAGUACAAGAUGCUGCUGGGCAUC
Molecule: messenger RNA, 481 nt
Organism: Tinamus guttatus (white-throated tinamou)
Lineage: Eukaryota; Metazoa; Chordata; Aves; Tinamiformes; Tinamidae
Source: RefSeq, a predicted model, not a curated record